This is a messenger RNA of Panonychus citri (citrus red mite), 735 nucleotides long. RefSeq names its product 28S ribosomal protein S14, mitochondrial-like (gene mRpS14). The transcript has 2 exons. NCBI's taxonomy places the organism in Eukaryota, Metazoa, Arthropoda, Arachnida, Trombidiformes, Tetranychidae. Gene Ontology annotation, molecular function: structural constituent of ribosome. Gene Ontology annotation, biological process: translation. Gene Ontology annotation, cellular component: ribosome; mitochondrial small ribosomal subunit. The record is from RefSeq and is a predicted model, not a curated record. The coding region runs from base 91 to 648 and encodes 185 amino acids.
GUUUCAUUUGGUUUGUUUAUCUUUUUGAAUUGGAGACAAUUAUGAUUUAGAAAAGUAUUUGAUUAAUUUAAGUUUUUUUUUCUAAUUGAAAUGUCUUAUUUUGGUUUUCGUAAACUUCUGGAUGUGUCCAAGAGUUUGGUCAACCUUUUGGUUCAACCUUCUCGUGGAGCUAAGACUCAAUUCGCUGCUCACUUUCCUCCUGUUCCUUAUAAACUGAGACCUGAUAAAUUGGACGUUGGAAUGACCGGUUCAACUUAUUCAACCACAAUUAAGAGAAAACGUUUUGUCCUCGAUCCUAAUAUCCCACAGUUUGGUGUUCAACCAGUUGAAUGUUUAAAAUGGUCCAAUUGGAGAAUGUUAAGAGACGUAAGAAGACGAUAUGUUUAUUGUUAUCAUUAUGCUUUGAAUACAAAUUAUGUUACGCUAAUGAGAAAUAAUUUCCUUCCAUCUACAAUCAAGGAAUUGGCAUUAAAUGAACUAGGAACUCUGCCUCGGGACAGAUACAUUGGUCGAUUAACGUGGAGAUGUGGAAUCACAUCUCGAGCCAGAGGGAAAUUCAUUAAAUUUAAAAUGUCUCGACUUGCAUUUAGACAUUUAGCCGAUUACAAUUUCGUUUCUGGUGCUGCUAGAGCAAGUUGGGGUCCUUAGAUACCUAAGGAAUCAAUCUAAUCAAAGGUUAAAAAAUAGAGUAAAAUAGUUGCAGAGUUGAUUAAAUGAACUUUUUCAUAAUUUCAA